Tetrahymena thermophila SB210 is the source of this 1422-nucleotide messenger RNA. RefSeq lists its product as hypothetical. The transcript has a single exon. Lineage: Eukaryota; Ciliophora; Oligohymenophorea; Hymenostomatida; Tetrahymenidae. The record is from RefSeq and is a predicted model, not a curated record.
AUGGAGAUUUCUGAAGAGGAAGCAAUCAAAAAUUUGAAUGAUGUUAGUAAUCUUUGGUUCAGCAGCGAUUGUGUUGAUAUUAAUCUCAAAAGUUUAUCUAACAAUCUAGCAAGUAUGUCAGAAGAAACAAAUUACAGCAGGGCAAAAUGUCUUAAAUAUUAGGGAAGAAAAUCACAAGAAUUAAAACGCCCGAUGAGUCAAUAAAGGUAGUCUAGUGCUAUCUGCCAAAGAAAAAGACACUCCUUUUCAAUUUACUAAGAUAAUUCUUUUCUUUACGAUUUUUAGAAUAGUAAUCAGAAGAAUUUUAGUAAGCCAGCAAGCACAAAUGAAAUUUUGAAUUACUCUUAAUCGCAAUUUUAGAACUCGAUAGAGCACAGUAGUCGCUCAUCAUAUUACGUGGAUUCUGGUUCUUAAUAAUAUAACAAAUUCUUAAAAAACAGUUUUUCGAAAGCUAAUGAAUUCUUAGGUAAUUUGACAGGUACAGGAACUUAGCAAACAAAGAGAGAAUAAUUAGAAAACUACUAAAAAAUAUUAGAAAAAGAUAGGCAAAGUAAAGAAUAAUAACAAUAAUAAUAGUAAUUGAUUGUUUAUGGUAACAGCAAUAAUUGUGAAAAUAGUUAUUAAGAAAGUGAAGGUAGAGUGGUUCUAUCAUGCAUAAAAAAUAAAAACAAAGAAAAAAAAAGCUUAGAUCAAUAAUAAAGAUAGCUCCAAUGUAGAACAUCAGUUAAUAUAAGUCAAAACAAUAGUAAUAGUGAUAUAAGCAAUAAUAUUUUAAAUACAAACUAAGCAAGUAAAAAUGACAUAUUUUAUAGCUCAUAGACUAAUUUUAAUUCUCAAAAAAAAUAAUAAACUGCCACUUAAAAUAGUUUCAGGCCUUCAAAGAAUUCAUCUCACUACUUCUAAAAAGUUUUAGAUAAGUAGUAAAACUAAAAAAAUUAAUGCACUCCACAAAACUAACUACAAAUAAACUAAAAAGAGAAUUUGAAUCAAUCGUUUGUUUAGUCUAAUAACCAAAAAGAUGAAAACAAUAUCAAUAAUAAUAAGCCAUAACUGACUUCAUAUAAAGCUAAUGAAUUUAUAGAAAACUGCCCUUAAUUUUUAGUAAAAUUGAAAAGUAGAUUCUCUCGAGCCCCUAGCUUUUACCGUAAAAACACUCCUAUAAAAAACUCAAUUAGCUAACAAAAUAAUAAUAUUAGUAUUAAUCCUUCAAGAAAAGAUUUACUUGUUGGGAAUGUCCUUAAUCCUAAGAACAUCUACAACUAAAAUAAUACCUAAAAUUAAAAUUAAGAUUAAUAACAUUUGUAAAAUAGCUUCUAUUCUUCUAACCCUACUCUUUCAUUUUUAUAAAUUAUACCCACACAAAUAAACAACUCUAACCAGAAUAAAAAUAGCACUAACAAAGUAUGGGUUAAAGGGAAUUGA